CGGUCAAAAUAAGCCAUCGAGCGCCUCAGUCAGUUACGAAAUGUCGUCGCAGCAGCCUAAUACGUCAACCAGUGCGUCCUCCGUUCGCUCCACCUACAGCAGUGAGAUUCAUUCAAUCAUUCGGUUCCUCACUUUGCGUAACGAAUCGGCGGCCAGUAUCCAUCGCCAGCUCGUAGAAACUUACGGAUCCGAAGUAAUGAAUCGUCAGAAUGUUACCAAGUGGAUUAGGUCGUUUAAAGAAGGCCGUACCGACACUCACGACGAAGAAAGGAAUGGAAGACCGUCUGUUAUUUCAGAAAACCUUGUGCAACAGGUUGAAGAAAAAGUUCGCGAUGAUCGUCGUGUGACUCUUAACACCCUUAAAGAAAAUUUUCCACACGUUUCACGAAGUCUCCUGGGUCUCCAUACCAUGGGAAAUCCUCAUGUAUAUCCCCGCCCCUUAGGCAGGGCAGGGGUUAUGUCGGACUUCUACCGACUAAAAUCCCUGCAGGAUGCCCACCACUCGGACCAUGGUGGGGGGAGUCAAGGGAACUACGGCUGCAAUUUUUAUAACAUAAAAUAAUAAGUUAUAAAAUAAAAUAACGAAAAUAUAUCAGGUUAACAAGUUCAU
Messenger RNA from Harpegnathos saltator (Jerdon's jumping ant), 610 nucleotides. RefSeq lists its product as uncharacterized. The coding region runs from base 41 to 562 and encodes 173 amino acids. NCBI's taxonomy places the organism in Eukaryota, Metazoa, Arthropoda, Insecta, Hymenoptera, Formicidae. The record is from RefSeq and is a predicted model, not a curated record. The transcript is spliced from 2 exons.